Molecule: messenger RNA, 564 nt
Organism: Lactuca saligna
Lineage: Eukaryota; Viridiplantae; Streptophyta; Magnoliopsida; Asterales; Asteraceae
Source: the annotation of a GenBank genome assembly
AUGGCAACAACUUUCCUGUACUCCGACAGCCUGACCAUUGCCGGAAUCUCCUUAAUCACCGCCAUUGUCUGCGAAGCCAUCUCAUGGCUCUUGAUCUACCGCCGCACCUCUUACAAAUCCCUCAAGUCCACCAUCGAUAAAGCCUCCAAGAAACUCGAAACCAUGAAAACGACUCCAACAACUGUAAAAACAUCCAAAGCGAAAAAGAUCAACCGGGUCGAAACCUCCCUGAAAGAUUCCAGCAGAGAUUUAUCCCUCUCCAAAUUCAAAUCUAGCGCCGUCGUUGCACUGGUUCUGGCUGUUGUCUUUGGGGUUAUGAACAGUCUGUAUGAAGGAAAAGCAGUCGGAAAGUUGCCAUUUGUGCCGGUGAGUAUUGUGCAGAAGAUGAGUCAUAGAGGUUUACGGGGAGACGAUCCGACGGAUUGUUCAAUGGCGUUUUUGUAUUUCUUGUGUUCGAUGAGUAUCAGGACGAAUUUGCAGAAGUUUCUGGGGUUUUCUCCGCCUCGUGGAGCCGCCGGCCUCGGUUUGUUUCAGGUUCCUGAUGCCUCCGACAUCAAUCAAUGA